AUGCUUUUUAUAUUGAUCGGUUCUGUCUUUGCGUGUCUCGCAAUAAGUUUCCAAGUCGAUUUGCCUGAUUUUAAUUGUAAUGUAGGCGGAAUAGUUAAAAAGGAUUGGGAGCCACUACGUGAUUUAUUUCAGCAAAAUUUCCAAGAUAACGUCGAUUUAGGUGCGUCUUUAGCUUUUUACUACCGAAAAAAACUGGUUGUGAAUUUAUGGGGUGGGUGGUUUGACAAACAGAAAACGGAACCCUAUGAUAAUAAUACACUACAACUCGUAUUUUCAACAUCAAAAGGCCUGGUAGCGAUGGCUAUCGCUCUUUGUGUACAACGUGGUUUAUUGAACUAUACUGAUAAGGUUAUCAAAUAUUGGCCAGAGUACGGACAGAAUGGCAAGGAAAAUACAACAGUAGCCGACAUCAUGUCCCAUAGAGCUGGAUUACCAGCAUUAAGAAAUAGUAAUAUGUCAAUUCGCGAAUAUUUAGAUUGGUAUUCAGUGAUUUAUAAAUUGGAAAAGCAAGAGCCAUAUUGGGUACCGGGUACCCAACGUGGUUAUCAUGCAUACACUUAUGGAUGGUUAGCUGGAGAACUUGUUCGACGUGUUGAUAUAAAAAAAAAGAACUUUAGGACAAUUCAUCACAGAUGA
This is a messenger RNA of Rotaria sp. Silwood2, 636 nucleotides long. The record is from the annotation of a GenBank genome assembly. Lineage: Eukaryota; Metazoa; Rotifera; Eurotatoria; Philodinida; Philodinidae.